Coregonus sp. 'balchen' is the source of this 4100-nucleotide messenger RNA. Lineage: Eukaryota; Metazoa; Chordata; Actinopteri; Salmoniformes; Salmonidae. The record is from the annotation of a GenBank genome assembly.
AUGCCUUUGAUGACCGGACUUUUUCUUCUAAUGGUGCUGAUUGCAUCUGCAUAUGAACUGGAUCAGAACGAGUCGUAUUCACCCAGAAGAGCACGAUUUUCUGCAAAUACCCCUUGUAAGUAACAGUCUCUCUUACAAUACAGCAUGUUUUUGAGUGGAUGCGGUGUUCGCACGGAUUUGUAUGGAUUAUUACUAUUACGUUGUAUACACAGUAUGGGGGAAUGUUUGCUAUUACAUGAUAUGCUGCUCUGUUUCCAAGUGAACGCCUUGAUCGACAGACUACCGAAUAGCUCCAACAUAGCCUAGGCUACUCACCGUGCUUUACCGGUGUUUUACCGGCAAGGGAUGAGCGUGAGCUUCGCGGUGACUGACACCUGUUUGUGAAAAAGCUGUAGCCUACCAUCAUGAGAUGUUGAAUAAAUUGUCUAUGAACGAAUGGUCUUUGAAUUUAUGGUUGUGUGGGUUGCUUAAACACGAGAUGACUGACCGGAGGAUAGAACAUGAGAAAGAUCAUCAGAUUAAUAUUCAUUUUAAGAGAGAUUAGUUGAUACAGGGGAGCCCACUUGUGUGGUUCAAUGCAUCAAUUGUUAUGUAUUUGGUCACUGUCUUUACAGCAUUAUAAAACGAUUGUUUUGCUUAUACAUUGUUUGUGUCAGUUAGCCUACUCUACAAGUAAUUUUGUAAAUGUCAUACGUUAGUCUACCUGCAAUGUUGUUUUACGUACUGUUUAAGCUUUUUCUAACCACCAAAUGAUCUACAGGUGUUUGGAAACAACUAUGACCAUCAUAUUUGAAAUGUAUUGGUAUUCUUCCAAGCAGUCACCAGUGUAAUGUAUUGAUAGUACUAUUGCUGUAGGCAAAAACAAAUACCGACUUGUGCGUGGUGGCAUAGGCUCCGCCACUGCACCCACCUGUAGCUACUGGCUACCGGCGUCUUGACAGGAUCAAUGAAGCACCUAAUACCGGAAGAAACGUGAAGGAAGUAGGGCUUUCUAGGUGACCGCAAAGAGGGUGGGGACAUUAGAGUUUCUUUGGUGAAAGAAUGCUGGCCAUUGGCCAGGGAUGAUAUCCAGAUUCGAAGACUCAUAGGGCACAAGGUGUCGCGCGACGUGCGUCCCCUACUCAAGCAGUAGGCUUGCUUUAUCUCCCUUUUCAAUGGUUUGCCAACUGUAACUGCCGAUAGUAUUCCCGUGCAAUUACUAAAGUGAAAAUAACAUAUUUCAACCGAGCACGGCCCCUGAAAAGAGGAAAGCUGUUGUAUAGCAUGAUAAAAGCCAUGGCCUAGGUCUACAUUGCAGUGGGCUAUUCACCACCAGGCAUUCCAUUCUGUUUACAUUGGUUGCCAGAGGGAUGGAGUAAAUGCUCAUGCACUCUAUUUCCAAAAUGUGUAUGAGAUAUGAAAAAGUCACUUCUAUUAACAGGCCCAUAAAAUUAGCAGACCAGUGAAAGCCAGGCCCAUGUUCGGAAAUAUGAGUAUGAAUGAGGUGUUAUCUCUGUGAUCUCCUUAAGUCAUUAUUGUUAUUUCAGUUAAAUCCAAUGCAUUGGUUAUAUCAGACUAAGUAUCUGCAGCAUGGGCCUCCUUGGUCUUGCCAAUAAGAGAUACUGAAGGAGUGUGUAUCUGUUGAAAUAUCAUUUAUUUAUUUAUUAAUUCUCCCAUGACCUGAGAGAAACAGUGGUGGGACAGUUCCAUUCCGAUUCAUUGCUGAUUUGCUAGUUCAUUACAGGGUGGGCUGGACCAAAACAUUUCAAUGAGUGAGAGUGCAUCCAUCUGUGGCAUACAGUACAUCAGCUCAUUGUUACAAUUGCUGUAUGCUGUUUACCAUGAACUUGUCUUAGUCUUACUAAAUGGACAAUAGAGGCAUUCAUUGGAAGACAUUUAGGGGUUUUCUGGUUACUUUAGAUCUUUGUCAGAGUAGUUUACACAGCUGUGUAUGUCAGCUUGCUCUUUAAAAUUAAGUCUGAGGCAAUAUUUAUGUAAAAUAUGAACAUUAGGUCUAUUUAUGAGGAAUGAGGCAGUGACUCAGGCCAGGGUACAUGACUGUACUGUUAAGUGUGCACAGUGUCAGAGGUGGUUUGGCACACCUUCUAAUUGAGCAUGUUACUGUCUUGUUGCACGUGAGGGUAAUGGAAACAAGGGGUCUUGUGCCAAAAGGGACAGUCAGCAGAACCUGAUCCUGAAUAGGCAACACUCACCACAGUGUAUGUAUAUGUGUGUGUGUGUUUGUGUGUGUGUGUGUGUGUGUGUGUGUGUGUGUGUAUGAAUAUGUUUAUCAUGCCAUGACUCCUUUGGGUAUUUUUGGUGUAGUUGGUCACAAGUCUGUUCCAAGAACCAAAAUGCUAGAAUAUUCAUAAAAUUAUUUGCCAGGAAGAGGAAAUGUAAUUAUGCUAAAUUGUGAACCAGUCUUAAAAAGUUUAAAGUGUCCAGUGAGCUGUCAAGUUGUAAUUUGUCUGAAUAAUUAUGAUCUCAGCAUUGAAUCAGCUUUGCAUGUAAAUUAUCACAACCAAAACAGACUGAUUAUCUUUCCAUUCUUGUUGAGAGCUAUAUGAUAGCCUGCCCCCUGCUAAUGGUCCUUUCCCUCUCUGAGUCUACAGCUGACGUGGCACGCUGUCUGAAUAGUGCCCUCCAAGUAGGCUGUGGAGCCUUCGCAUGUCUGGAGAACUCCACGUGUGACACAGAUGGCAUGCACGACAUCUGCAAGUCCUUUCUGUACAGUGCAGCUAAAUUUGACACUCAGGUAUGGUAAUUCUUCCUCUCUUUUCAAAUCUGACACAGUAUGUCGCAGUAGAUCAAACCUGUUAACUGAAGUUAAGUCAUGUUUUUUGAUAUGACUGUGAUAUUAUGUGGUUUUGUGCAGGGCAAAGCCUUUGUGAAAGAGAGCCUCAAGUGCAUUGCCAAUGGCAUCACCUCCAAGGUGUUCCUCACCAUCCGCCGCUGCUCCACCUUCCAAAGAAUGAUCUCAGAGGUUCAGGAGGAGUGCUACAGCAAGCUGGAUAUCUGCACUAUCGCCCGCACCAAUCCAGAUGCUAUUGGAGAUGUGGCACAGCUCCCAAGACACUUCCCCAACAGGUUUGUUCCUAGCAAACCUGUGUCAAAGGGCUUCCAUUUCAGUUUUUUUGCUUUAUCUUAAUACAACAAAAGCUAUGUAUUUGAUACACUAACUCUGCUGAAGCAAAUACAUUUCAGUGGGCUCCUAAGACAUUCGAUAAAAUUGCAACAACAAAAAAAAGAACUAACACUCACACUUUACUACUUUAUUGAGGAAAAAUGUACUUACUAUGACUGAGAUAUGUGGUUGCUCCACCUAGCUAUCUUAAGAUGAACACCCUAACUGUAAGUCGCUCUUGAUAAGAGUGUCUUCUAAAUUGCUUAAAUGCUUUAAAAAUAUAUAUACAUAUAUGCACCAUGCAGAAAUCGCUCCACCAUUUCCUGGUUGCUAAAAUUCUAAUAGUUUGCCUAAUUUUAGUUUAAGUGACAAAACAAGCAAGUGUAAUGUAGAUUGUACCAUCUAAACCACUGUGAAAUAUAUUUUCCAUAACCCAAAAUAUUGUAUAUUCAGCUGUUUGAAGCUGGUAUACAAAACCAAAAGUAAAAGACAAAUAUUAAACUUAAAAAACGGGAAGCAUAGAAAUAGCGCACAUAGAACAGAUCUGCCUCUUCUUAGACUUGCUUUCAAUGAGAAUGACAGAUCUAUAACUGACAUUUCUAUGUGAAUUUUGUCGGGUCACCCAAGAAGUUACACAUUGCAGCUUUAAAAUUAAAAUAAAAAAUUACAGCAACAAAAAUACAUGAAAGCUGCAUCCUCUUGCAGGUUUUACGGUAAGCUCCUCCAGAGCCUGAUGGACUGUGAUGAGGAGACUGUGGACCUGCUGAGGGCCAGUAUGGUGUCCAGGCUUGGCCCAGAGAUGACCAUUCUCUUCCAGCUGCUGCAGAACAAGCCCUGCCCCUCGGUUGCUGCUGCUGCUGUUCCAACUGGAGUGGAGGGCCGUGGGAGCUUGCGGUUGUCCAUGGGUCCACACAUGUAUAAGAUCCAGCCUGGUCUACGCAACAGAGACUCUGCCAGCCAUUUUAGCAAGAAGCGUGCCACUGGUGACAGCUCCUAA